Sorex araneus (European shrew) is the source of this 4451-nucleotide messenger RNA. RefSeq names its product microtubule affinity regulating kinase 2 (gene MARK2). Gene Ontology annotation, biological process: microtubule cytoskeleton organization; protein phosphorylation; intracellular signal transduction. Gene Ontology annotation, cellular component: cytoplasm. Gene Ontology annotation, molecular function: protein serine/threonine kinase activity; ATP binding; tau-protein kinase activity. Lineage: Eukaryota; Metazoa; Chordata; Mammalia; Eulipotyphla; Soricidae. The coding region runs from base 580 to 2940 and encodes 786 amino acids. The transcript is spliced from 19 exons. The record is from RefSeq and is a predicted model, not a curated record.
UAAACAGACCCGAAGCUCGGUCUCGGGAACCGAGGAGGUGCGCGCCUCCCCGGGGGUUACCUUCUUCGGGUGUUUCCGGAACUCAGCCGUCGUCCGGGGCUCGGAGGAGGAGGCGCACCCCCCUCCCGUUCCAGGGCGCUUCGGAUGUUUCCGGCUGCCGCCGGCGGAAAGAGCCGAGGGCCGGCGGUGGAGGCGGCCAUGUUGGGAGCAGCAGGUCCGGCGGCGGCUGCCUGUGUGCCGGGCGCGGAGCAGUGCCGCUGAGGGCAGGGGAGGAGCGAGGCAGGCGGCCGGCUGCGGCGGCAGAGAGUAGGCGGAGCGGCGCAGCCCGGCCGAAAGGCGGCACAGCCCAGCCGGGGGUCGGGGGGGUGCGGUCCGGAGCCGCUCGGAGCCGGCGCGGCCUAGCCCGAGCGGCGCAUCCCCGGGCUGGCGUGAGCGGCUGCCCGGCCUCCCCGCACCCCCGGCCGGGGCCCAUGCGGCGGGUGCCCCUGCUGUGAGAAGCCCCGCCCGACCGGGCUCCGCGCCUUCCCUUCCCUCCCUUCCUCCAAGCUUCUCGUUUCCCUCCCCUGAGAUACCGGCGCCAUGUCCAGCGCUCGGACCCCCCUACCCACGCUGAACGAGAGGGACACGGAGCAGCCCGCCCUGGCACACCUCGACGCCAAGCCCAGCAGUAAGUCCAACAUGCUGCGGGCCCGCAACUCGGCCCCCUCGGCCGACGAGCAGCCCCACAUCGGCAACUACCGGCUCCUCAAGACCAUCGGCAAGGGCAACUUCGCCAAGGUGAAGCUGGCCCGGCACAUCCUAACGGGGAAGGAGGUGGCUGUGAAGAUCAUCGACAAGACACAGCUGAACUCCUCCAGCCUCCAGAAGCUCUUCCGCGAAGUGAGGAUAAUGAAGGUUUUGAAUCAUCCCAACAUCGUUAAGUUAUUCGAAGUGAUUGAGACGGAGAAGACGCUCUACCUUGUGAUGGAGUACGCGAGUGGAGGAGAGGUGUUUGAUUACCUGGUAGCUCAUGGCAGGAUGAAAGAAAAGGAGGCUCGAGCCAAAUUCCGCCAGAUAGUGUCUGCCGUGCAGUACUGCCACCAGAAGUUCAUCGUGCACCGAGACUUGAAGGCGGAAAACCUGCUCUUGGACGCCGAUAUGAACAUCAAGAUAGCAGACUUUGGCUUCAGCAACGAAUUCACCUUCGGGAACAAGCUGGAUACCUUCUGCGGCAGCCCCCCAUAUGCGGCCCCAGAGCUCUUCCAGGGCAAAAAGUAUGACGGCCCCGAGGUGGACGUGUGGAGCCUGGGAGUGAUCCUGUACACCCUGGUCAGCGGGUCCCUGCCAUUCGAUGGACAGAACCUCAAGGAGCUGCGGGAGCGGGUACUGAGGGGGAAAUACCGCAUUCCGUUCUACAUGUCCACAGACUGUGAAAACCUGCUGAAGAAAUUUCUCAUUCUCAAUCCCAGCAAGAGAGGCACUUUAGAGCAAAUCAUGAAAGAUCGAUGGAUGAACGUGGGUCACGAAGAUGACGAGUUAAAGCCUUAUGUGGAGCCACUCCCCGACUAUAAGGACCCCCGGCGGACAGAGUUGAUGGUGUCCAUGGGCUACACCCGGGAAGAGAUCCAGGACUCACUGGUGGGCCAGAGAUACAACGAGGUGAUGGCCACCUAUCUGCUCCUGGGCUACAAGAGCUCAGAGCUGGAGGGCGACACCAUCACCUUGAAACCGAGACCCUCGGCCGACCUGAGCAACAGCAGCGCCCCCUCCCCCUCCCACAAGGUGCAGCGCAGCGUCUCCGCCAACCCCAAGCAGCGACGCUUCAGUGACCAGGCCGGCCCUGCCAUCCCCACCUCCAACUCCUACUCUAAGAAGACCCAGAGCAACAACGCGGAGAACAAGCGGCCCGAGGAGGAGCGGGAGUCGGGGCGCAAGGCCAGCAGCACGGCCAAAGUGCCCGCCAGCCCCCUGCCCGGCCUGGAGAGGAAGAAGAGCACCCCCACCCCGUCCACGAACAGCGUCCUCUCCACCAGCACAAACCGCAGCAGGAACUCGCCCCUGCUGGAGCGGGCCAGCCUGGGCCAGGCCUCCAUCCAGAACGGCAAGGACAGCCUAACCAUGCCAGGGUCCCGGGCCUCCACGGCUUCUGCUUCCGCCGCAGUCUCUGCGGCCCGACCCCGCCAGCACCAGAAAUCCAUGUCGGCCUCCGUGCACCCCAACAAGGCCACUGGGCUGCCCCCCACGGACAGUAACUGUGAGGUGCCGCGGCCCAGCACAGCCCCCCAGCGCAUCCCUGUCGCCUCCCCCUCUGCCCACAACAUCAGCAGCGGCGGCGGAGCCCCCGAACGAACUAAUUUCCCCCGGGGCGUGUCCAGCCGGAGCACCUUCCACGCGGGGCAGCUGCGGCAGGUGCGGGACCAGCCGAACCUGCCCUAUGGCGUGACCCCGGCCUCCCCAUCCGGCAACAGCCAGGGCCGGCGGGGGGCCUCGGGGAGCAUCUUCAGCAAGUUCACCUCCAAGUUCGUGCGCAGAAAUCUGUCUUUCAGGUUUGCCAGAAGGAACCUAAAUGAACCUGAAAGCAAAGACCGGGUGGAGACGCUCAGACCUCACGUGGUGGGCGGCGGCAACGACAAAGACAAGGAGGAGUUCCGGGAGGCCAAGCCGCGCUCGCUGCGCUUCACGUGGAGCAUGAAGACCACGAGCUCCAUGGAGCCCAACGAGAUGAUGCGGGAGAUCCGCAAGGUGCUGGACGCCAACAGCUGCCAGAGCGAGCUGCACGAGAAGUACAUGCUGCUGUGCAUGCACGGCACGCCGGGCCACGAGAGCUUCGUGCAGUGGGAGAUGGAGGUGUGCAAGCUGCCGCGCCUCUCGCUCAACGGCGUGCGCUUCAAGCGGAUAUCGGGCACCUCCAUGGCCUUCAAGAACAUUGCCUCCAAAAUAGCCAACGAGCUCAAGCUUUAACGGCCGCCGCCCGCCCGGGGCGGGGGCGCGGGGCGGCGCGGACCGAGCUCGCGGGGCGCCCGCGUCCCCCCCGCCGGCCCCUCUCCCCCGGCCCGGCCCGGCCGGGCCCGCUCGCGGCUCUCGCCCCUGUUUGCGGGGGACGGGAGGUGGUCCUCGGCGCCCCCUCCUCCCCCCUGCCCAGAGCCCCCCGCCCCGCCCCCACCGGAGGCAAAGGAAGGGGAGGGCGGGGCGGGGGGGCGGGGCUCCCCCUCGGUACUGCGGUUGCACAGAGUAUUUCGCCUAAACCAAGAAAUUUUUUUAUUACCAAAAAGAAAAAAAAGAAAAAAAAAAACAAAACAAAGCCCAGCGGCCACCUUUCCUCCCUGCCCCGUCGGGACAGCCGAGACUGGAUCUGUGGGGCUCCCGGGAGGGCGGCUCAGGGCUGGACACUCUCAGGCAAGAGUGGCGGGGGGCCGCGGCUCCGCCGGGCCCGCUCUGGGCUCCUCCCCGCUCCUCCCCCUCCCCCAGCGACCCACCAGAGGUGGCCUUCCCCUGCGCCCGGCCCCCGGCUGCGGGGGGCGGGGGGGCAGGGGGGUUGCGUGGCCCCGCGGUGGGGGGCGGCCCCACACUGUACCCUCCGCCGCCCCUCCCCGGAGCCGGGCAUCUCCUCCACAAGCUGCUGUGGGGACUUCGGGUCCCCUCCUCAAGUCUGUGCCAUCUCCCGCCCCCCCUCCCGCGGGGCGGGGGCUGCAGGGCAGACGGGCCCGGGGGGCGUUCUCCGUUCUGGGAGAGCCUUUGUCUGGAACCCGGGCCCGGCGCCCCCGCCCCCCCCACCGCUCCCCUCAUUGGCAUUAAUCUGGGCACCGCGCGCCCCGCGGCAGCGACCCCCCUCCCCCCCACUCAUCUCUCGGCCUUGCCUUUCUCUUCCUGACACUGUCGCCCUCCUCAGGAGACACGGCCCGCCCGCCCGCGGGGGGCGGCACUGGGCAGCGGCGGCCGGACGCCCCCCGGCCAGCCCCGCGGCCAGGGCGGGCACGGCUGGUGGCGGGCGCUUGGUUGGUGGCGGCCGCUGCAUCCCUUAAUUUAUUUCUCUGCUGUUUCUGUUCUUGAGAAAAUGGGGGAGGGGCCCGCGAGGCUGCCCCUGCCCGCACCUGAGUUGUACAUUUUUUGUGAUGGGUUUUAUUUUUUAUUUUAUUAUUGGGUUUUUUUUUGGUUUUUUUUUUUUUUUUGAUUUAUGAUGACCCCACCCUACUCAUCACCCCCUCCCAGGCCAGGCUCUGAGGCCAGUGGAGCCCCCGGUCCCAGGGAGGCUCUCCAGCCCCUGGUCUGACCCGGGCUCCCCCCUUCUCCCCUGCCCGGGUGCUCCCAGGGGCCUCAGGGGGCAGGUGGGGGGCACGGCUUGACUCCCCAAAGGGGGUGGCAGCCUGGGGAGGGGGUGCUCUGAGGCGAGGCGCCCCUCCCCACCCAACCCCCUCCUGCACUUAGUUCUCCUCCGGAUCAAACACGUAAUAAAGAGAAUGUUUGGAAUCUGA